AAACCGCCUUAAAAUUUAACUACAUUUCCCAGCCUAGUACUGGACUUCUUUGCCUUCGCCCCUAUGACCAUAUCUGUACAAGAAUAAAGGUGACCCUCCAGUUAACUUGAAUGCGAAGUGGGAGAGCCGUUGUACCAGAUCGAGAAUAAUACAAGAUGUCUGACCCAAUUAAAGUUCUCGUGACCGGGGCCGCCGGACAGAUUGCCUAUUCUCUUCUGUACAGCAUUGCUAAGGGGGAUGUCUUCGGCAAAGAUCAGCCUAUCAUCCUAGUUCUGCUUGACAUACCGCCCAUGCUGCCGGUCCUGGAUGGUGUUGUCAUGGAGCUGCAGGACUGUGCUCUCCCACUUCUGAGGGAGGUCAUUCCAACGGACAAGGUGGAGGUGGGAUUCAAGGACCUGGACGCCGCCAUCCUGGUGGGCUCCAUGCCCAGGAAGGAGGGCAUGGAGAGGAAGGACCUGCUCAAGGCCAACGUGGCCAUCUUCAAGACCCAGGGCGAGGCCCUGGACAAGUACGCCAAGAAGACCGUCAAGGUCCUGGUUGUGGGAAACCCAGCUAACACCAACUGCUUGAUCGCCUCCAAGUCCGCCCCCUCCAUUCCCAAGGAGAACUUCUCCUGCCUGACCCGUCUGGACCACAACAGGGCCUGCUCACAGGUGGCCAUGCGCUGCGGCGUCGCCUCCAACAACGUCAAGAACGUGAUCAUCUGGGGGAACCACUCCUCCACGCAGUACCCCGACGUGCACCACGCCAAGGUGUCCCAGCACGGGAAGGAAGUGGCCGCCUACGACGCCGUGAAGGACGACGGCUGGCUCAAAGGAAGCUUCAUUUCUACAGUGCAGCAGCGCGGUGCGGCGGUCAUCAAAGCCAGGAAGCUGUCCAGCGCCAUGUCUGCCGCCAAGGCCAUCUGUGACCACAUGAAGGACAUCUGGAACGGCACCUCCGAGGGCGAGUUCAUCUCCAUGGGCGUGUACUCCAGCGGGAACUCCUACGGCGUGCCCGAUGACCUCAUCUACUCGUUCCCCGUGGUGAUUAAGAACAAGUCCUGGAAGAUCGUGGACGGGCUCCCGAUCAACGAGUUCUCCCGCGGCAAGAUGGACGCCACCGCGGCGGAGCUGGUGGAGGAGCGGGACACCGCCCUCACCUUCCUGGGGGUGUGACUGGCGACCCCGCCCCCAACGCGGCGGGAUUCAGUCCCCCGAAACCCUCCCUCCUCCCGUCUAUAAAAACACACCCCCCUCCACCACCACCACCACCACCCCACCAGCACCGUGUGUGUGUGUGUGCGUGUGUUCCAUUUUGUCAAGCUUUUAAAAGUAACGACUAGAAAAUAAAUAAAACCGCAGCUCCCGCUAGCCUGUGUCGGAAGACACCGGGGAAUGCUGUGUGGUAGGUAGGCUAACGAUGCACUUAGUCAUCCAACCGUUGUAAUGGUUACAUGUUGAGAUCCACAAUAAAACAAAGAAAACGAUGUCGACUAA
Molecule: messenger RNA, 1478 nt
Organism: Anguilla rostrata (American eel)
Lineage: Eukaryota; Metazoa; Chordata; Actinopteri; Anguilliformes; Anguillidae
Product: malate dehydrogenase, cytoplasmic-like
Exons: 9
Coding region: 156-1157 (333 amino acids)
Biological process (GO): malate metabolic process; tricarboxylic acid cycle; oxaloacetate metabolic process
Cellular component (GO): mitochondrion; cytosol
Molecular function (GO): L-malate dehydrogenase (NAD+) activity
Source: RefSeq, a predicted model, not a curated record